Gongylonema pulchrum is the source of this 423-nucleotide messenger RNA. NCBI's taxonomy places the organism in Eukaryota, Metazoa, Nematoda, Chromadorea, Rhabditida, Gongylonematidae. The record is from the annotation of a GenBank genome assembly.
AUGGUUGAAAUUCCAGCGAGCAAAAUGACGGAUCAAUCUGGAGAUAUGCAAACGGCACAUAUUGCCUCAAUGGAUAUGAUCAGUGCAACCAGCAAGUUACAGCUUGAAGCCGCCGAUGUACGUAACAACAGACCCAAUUGGAACUCAUAUCUGAGGAGUCAAAUGAUUGCCCAGGAAGAUUACAACUUUAUCACAGCGUAUGAAGCAACAAAAACCAAGCAAGACCGGGAUACCCUGCUGGACAACAACAAAACACAGUGUGCUCGAACAAUGAUAAAUUUCAUUACUACGGUGGCGAAAGAUCAGAAUGUUCGCUACGUUCUUACUCUUCUGGAUGAUAUGAUUUUGGUACGGGAUUCUAGUAUUUUUAGUUUAAUUUUUUUCUUCUUCGAAAGUAAUGCAAAUUUUUGUUGGUUUUUAUAA